CGAAUUUUUUGUUUUAUUUUUGUUUUUUUUCGAUAAAAAUCAAUCGAUUACAUAAUGAAUUCUCAACGAAACAAAGUAUUUGAUGAAUUAAAAAGUAAACAUUUAAAACAAACAAUUGGUUCGGCGAACAAUUCAUUACCGACUACUUCAUCAUCAUCACCAUCACCAUUUAUUUUAUCUAGUGGUCCUGUAACUGGAUCAAAUAUGCCUGUAUCAAUUCUACCGAAUCAAUUAACACCACCAAUUAGUGGUCAAUCAUCAUUUUCAACACUCGAACCAAUGACACCAUCACAAAAAGCUGUUGCACAAGCACAUCAAUUAUCAUAUGGUUUUUAUAUACCACAAGAUUCAAAUUAUAAUCCAAUUUUACCUGUUUUACCUCGAUUUAAUUGAAAAAUGGAUCUCAUAAUUAAUUUCUUUUUUAUUAUUCAACAAAUUAUUAAAAAAAUUCAAAUUAAAAAAAUAAAA
This is a messenger RNA of Dermatophagoides pteronyssinus (European house dust mite), 468 nucleotides long. RefSeq lists its product as uncharacterized. Lineage: Eukaryota; Metazoa; Arthropoda; Arachnida; Sarcoptiformes; Pyroglyphidae. The record is from RefSeq and is a predicted model, not a curated record. Gene Ontology annotation, biological process: DNA repair. Gene Ontology annotation, cellular component: nucleus; SOSS complex.